Phragmites australis (common reed) is the source of this 743-nucleotide messenger RNA. RefSeq names its product abscisic stress-ripening protein 5-like. NCBI's taxonomy places the organism in Eukaryota, Viridiplantae, Streptophyta, Magnoliopsida, Poales, Poaceae. The transcript has 2 exons. Bases 106 to 522 code for a protein of 138 amino acids. The record is from RefSeq and is a predicted model, not a curated record.
AGCCAUGGCCAGUAGGCAGGCACAAACCAAGCUCCAACACUUGUCACAUUGCACAAGAGCAAGCCAAGUGUUCAAACUUGCUUGAAAGCUAGGCAGCUAGUAGCUAUGUCGGAGGAGAAGCACCACCACUUCUUCCACCACAAGAAGGACGAUGAGGAGUACAAGGCCACCGGCGGCGAGUACGGCGUCGGUGGGUACUCGGAGACCGUGGCCACCGAGGUGGUGACCACCGGCGAGAACGAGUACGAGAGGUACACGAAGGAGGAGAAGCACCACAAGCACAAGGAGCACCUCGGGGAGAUGGGUGCCGUGGCCGCAGGCGCAUUCGCACUAUACGAGAAGCACGAGGCGAAGAAGGACCCGGAGAACGCGCACAGGCACAAGAUCGCGGAGGAGGUCGCCGCCACGGCGGCCGUCGGCGCCGGCGGCUACGUCUUCCACGAGCACCACGAGAAGAAGAAGGACCACAAGGACGCCGAGGAGGCCAGCGGCGAGAAGAAGCACCACCACCUCUUCGGCUGAGAUCCGUCGUCGCCGGGCGGCGAGCACGCUCCCUGCAGUUUCUGUGCAUGUGUGUUUGACGAGUGGUAAUAAGUCCCUUUCGGACCUCUGCGUGCUUGAUUUUCUCUGCAUGUGUGAUUGUGUCGAAUAAGUGGCAGUGUAUCGGUGGCUAAAUGUUCUGUACCUUUGCGAAUUCGAGGUUGCAACCUAGCUUUAUUCACGCACUCAUGGAACUUUUGUUA